UAAAAAAAACAUUGUCAUUCUUGCUGAAGAUUCAACUUUAAUAACAAAAAAUAAUUAAAUAUAACGACUUUCGAUGCUGCAGUUAAAAGAAAAUAAAACUACCAAUGACUUCGAUGGAUACACAGUUAUUAUUCCCAGCAUUUGCGUGGGAAACGCCGCUCAAUUGGCCUGUGAUUUGUUAAUAUCUUCGAAAAAUCUUAAGCGGGUCGGUUCUAUACAUCAUCCAGCUUUGAUUCCUGUAUACGGUCCAUCAGCAUAUCAACAUGAACCACAAGAGAAAGUAGCAGCUUGUGAACUUUAUGAAAGCAGCGACGAUAAGUUGUUAGUUUUUCAAUUCCGUUCACCCUUCAUCUCUCGACACAUUACUGACUUUCACAAUGAGUUGGCCAAAAUUGUGGAAAAGGCAGGCAGAGUUGUGAUACUUAGCGGUAGCUUUGGUUUUGAGAAACGCACAAUUGAGGCUUGCCCCUAUGAGUACAAGGCAAGCGAAAAUUUCAAGGAAACCCAUCAGGAACAAUUAAAUUUGGUGAAAUGGAAAGAAUUUCAGGGAGAAACGAUAUUUGGUGGUGGUAAUGCGAUGCAGUUGUUGCGUGUUUUGGAUGAGAAGAAAAUUCCCGUUAUGCUGCUAUUCCGCUACUUGCUGGAAGGUGACAAUUCAACCGAUGCUACAUUAAUCAUCAGGGAACUGAGUGAACUUUGUGAUGGAUUUUUAGGUUUUAAGACUGAUAAGGGAGGCAUUAAAUUGACUGUGCCCAUUUCAUGGAAACUAUUAUUUGGCAAUGAUAUACCAGAACUUAUAUUUUAAGAAAUUUUUUUAUAACAUUAAUGGUUUUGGUUUCUCAAUGUAAAAUAUCUAUUUGUUAUGCGUGAUUUAUCGUAUACAAAGCGAAUAAAUGGCUGGAAGUAUGGUAAAUUGUAACAAUUUCAAUAAACAUAUAUUUGUAUUCAUCCUGUAA
Calliphora vicina (urban bluebottle blowfly) is the source of this 956-nucleotide messenger RNA. Its product is annotated as proteasome assembly chaperone 2. The record is from RefSeq and is a predicted model, not a curated record. The coding region runs from base 74 to 805 and encodes 243 amino acids. Gene Ontology annotation, biological process: proteasome assembly. Gene Ontology annotation, cellular component: nucleus; cytosol. The transcript has a single exon. Lineage: Eukaryota; Metazoa; Arthropoda; Insecta; Diptera; Calliphoridae.